AUGUUGUACGCUCUGGACACAAUCAACGCAGAUCCCGCCAUCUUACCUGGGAUCAAACUCGGUAGUGUGAUUGCUGACACGUGCAGCAGCGAGGUGAUUGCUAGCAAGCGAACGAGGAAAUUCAUCAAAAUUAUCUUCGUGCCUGAAUCGACAAACUAUUCUGAACUGGUCUCAGUUGUGGGCCCGAUGUACAGUAGAAAUGCGAAAUUCGUAGCGAAUAUUGUACGAGUGUUUCAUAUUCCGCAAAUCAGCUAUGGCGCCAUGUCUCACGAACUUAGUAAUAAGGAUAUUUUUAACUACUUCUUCCGAACAGUCGCACCCGAUGGAUUCUUCUACGCAGCAAUGGCCGCGUUCUUGGGGAGAAUGGGUUGGAGAUAUGUGGGUCUUGUACACUCGGAAAAAGUUUGGAAUCCACUUAAUGCAGCUCAAUUUGUUGACAAAAUGAGACAUAAGGGUAUUUGUGUUGGGCCACAAUUACACAUAUCCCCUCGUACAACUGACGAACAUUUUGAUAGAUACAUAGAGAAGUUGGUCUCGGAUGAUAAAGAACCUAAAAUCGUGAUACUUGUCACGUCCACGCGCGAGUCUCGCGCGAUGUUGGCGGCAAAGAAAAGAAACGCGCGUGGAAAUGAGCUGAUGUUCGUGGCGGGAGUAACUUGGAGCAAUCGCAAGACCAUUACAAAAGGUGAUUAUGGUGGAAUAUAG
Molecule: messenger RNA, 705 nt
Organism: Paramuricea clavata
Lineage: Eukaryota; Metazoa; Cnidaria; Anthozoa; Malacalcyonacea; Plexauridae
Source: the annotation of a GenBank genome assembly